Didymella exigua CBS 183.55 is the source of this 741-nucleotide messenger RNA. RefSeq lists its product as uncharacterized. The record is from RefSeq and is a predicted model, not a curated record. The coding region runs from base 445 to 699 and encodes 84 amino acids. The transcript is spliced from 2 exons. Lineage: Eukaryota; Fungi; Ascomycota; Dothideomycetes; Pleosporales; Didymellaceae.
GUCCAGUAUCGUGUAUAGUAUUUUCGACUUCGCAAACGCUGUAGUGUUCUCCAAUGACAUCGUACGACUUACAUUGAUAUUCAUGAGGAUUAUUGAGACUACUUAGUCUCGGGGCGCGACGAAGAAAAUUUAAGCAGGAAAGAAGAUACAAGUUCUGAAGGGAUACUCGAAGAAAGUGAUCUUGGGAAGCCACAGCAGCUGGAGGCAUUCGGUGCCUCAUAUCAACUCCCCAACCUGUCGUCAUCGACUUACCGUCGAUGUAGAAAGGCCUUCAACCAUCUAGAUGCAUCACCCGUCAUCUCCACGCGCCAAGUACCCGCUUCCAAGCCGUAUCCACACACUCGAAGUGUAGCCGCAGCUCUUAGACCAUGCGUUUGUUCAGCCACAAUCGUCUAUUUCCAAAGCAGUAAGUCACUCCUUGACGUAGAUCCUCCAGACGACCACAUGGAAGGCGAACCAAGAUCGAUGUUGUGGCUUGUUGCCUAUUUGGGCGUGAGAGCAGGACGCUACCCGCGCCUAAUGACCAUAUAUCCAGGUGGAGGCAAGACUUUCGCGGUCGAGAUUGGAAAAUUGCGUCGCAGAAGAAUGAGCGGUUUGACAGGUCAUCGACACACUCGAAAAGGGCACAUAGGCCUGCAAUGUGUGCAUCAUGUGAGGUGCGCAAAUUCUGGGAGGCUUAUUGUUGCAACUAGCAGCUAGCUGAGAACUCUCCUCUUCUGUAAACAGGUUUGUGUGAUCAGG